AUGCCCAACAACUCGCCGCGGCCAGACUCACCACCGCAGCCAGACUCACCACCGCAGCCAAACUUCGCUCGGAUCAGUAGUGCCCUCACGGAUCUCAGCCAAGAGCUUCCUCAUAUUGCCAAUCUUCCUUCACAGCAGCGCCUUCUUGAGCAAAUCCUCAAGGAGCUUACAGCUAUCAAGGACGACGUUGCAGGUAUCAAGGGCGAGGUUACAACUAUCAACAAUCGCCUUGCUCACACCCAGAACGACAUUCUAACUAUUAAUAAUCGCCUUGCUCACACCCAGAACGACAUUCUAACUAUUAAUAAUCGCCUUCUUUACUCUGAGACAAGGGCCAAGAACGACAGGAUUAGAACCACAAACGCUCACCGAUUGGCUACUGACCAGGUCGACGCAAAUUUGAGUCCUCUUCUUGAUCUACGCACUGGGCAUCCGAUUGCAAACUGUCCAACGACAGUGGUCGAUCUCAAUGGACUGACUGGGGGAGAGGCCGGAGUGAUUCUAGAGGCUCUCGACAUUGAACUGCCUCAGACUGCCGCGCAUAAGAAGGAGCAAGCACAUGAUGCUGCCUUUGAUCCGGAUGAACUUGCUGCAGCGAGACGCUGGCGCGAAACGUUCAAGAUCACCAACAUCCCGAGUGGCAGCACAACCUACGCACGAUCAAGCGGCCCUGGCGGUCAGCAUGUAAACAAAACCGAAAGCAAAGCCAUCACCUCGUGGUCGGUUUCUGAAUUGAUCGCCAAUCUUCCACGUCUUCUACACGGAGCACUUCGCUCUUCGAAAUACUACACUGUCCGGAAUGAUUCACUCUCGAUACAGGCACAAACCCAGCGGACUAGGACCGCCAAUGCCGAGGAGAACCGUCAGAAGUUGUUUGAAGAGCUCUGCAAUAUCUACAGGGACACGGUCCCCAACGAAUCAUCGCCAGACAAGGCCAAGAAAUACGAGGCCCUAGAAAAACGGGCCAAUGAGAACCGGGUCAAGACCAAGAAGCAGCAAGCUUCGAAAAAGUCAUUUAGGAAGGGCGGUGGUAGCCAUGAUUACUGA
Messenger RNA from Thyridium curvatum, 1047 nucleotides. RefSeq lists its product as uncharacterized. Gene Ontology annotation, biological process: mitochondrial translational termination. The transcript has 4 exons. The record is from RefSeq and is a predicted model, not a curated record. Gene Ontology annotation, molecular function: translation release factor activity. Gene Ontology annotation, cellular component: mitochondrial large ribosomal subunit. Lineage: Eukaryota; Fungi; Ascomycota; Sordariomycetes; Thyridiales; Thyridiaceae. The coding region runs from base 1 to 1047 and encodes 348 amino acids.